This is a messenger RNA of Plasmodium knowlesi strain H, 6324 nucleotides long. RefSeq names its product SICAvar, type I. The record is from RefSeq and is a predicted model, not a curated record. The coding region runs from base 1 to 6324 and encodes 2107 amino acids. The transcript is spliced from 11 exons. NCBI's taxonomy places the organism in Eukaryota, Apicomplexa, Aconoidasida, Haemosporida, Plasmodiidae.
AUGUCUUGUGGUGGUCUGAAGGAAACUAUGGAGAAAAUGUUCGACGAAUUGAGGACCUAUUUAGAUGUCCUAAAGCAUUCUGACAGUGCUGCAACCGCAUGUAAGGAUUUGGUGGAUCCACGUGCAAGUAGUGGUUUGAACCAUGUAAAAGAAAUAUGCAAGGUGCUAGUGAAGACAGUCUACUGGAUGGGCAAUUUACAGAGUGAUGGGAAGAAGAAAAAUAGGGUGACCAAGGAAGACGAUUGGAAGCAGUACCUAAAAUGUGUAAUUGGAAAUGAAGUUAUAUUAAGAGUCCUGGGGAAUAAAUGUAAAGCAAAGGAACUUAUGAAAGUUAUCUCCGAUACAAUGAAAAAAGGGGGAAGUCAAGGUAAUGGGGCAAGUGGCAGUAGUAUCUGCUCCUGGGUUAAUGCUCAUGACAUAGAUUAUAUGAACCAGAUUAUUGGGACUGAAAUGCAGGAAUUUAUAAAUAAAGCCAAGAAGGGGACGAAGAACGGCGGUACUGAGGGGUUCGUUAAUAUAGUAUCGUGGAUGCCCUGUGAAGGAGACGACAAGAAGAAGGAAGAGCUGGAUCAGAAAGCAAAACCUUGUCAUAGUGAUAGAAUUAUGGAUUUAUUAGAGGGUGGGAUGUCUGCAAAAUUACGUACAGUAAUCGACCCAAUAGAAAAGGCUAAAGAUUGCAUCCAGCAGAAAAAGGAUGGAAAUGACAAAUUGUGUGAACGCCUAAAAUGUAUGGAAUACCUAUGGAAUAAAACGGAUCCAUCAGCAGCGCAAGGGAACAACACAUUCUGGAAUGAGAACUCUGGUGAAGUGAAAAAGUUAUGGGAAGAACUAUCAGGAGCGAUGACGAAGAAUGACACAAAUGGGAACGAGGAUUGCAAUAAAUUGCAAAAUCCGUCUGACAAGACGGCAUGCAAUUAUUUGCAUGCCGGCUUCGAAGAACUGUAUAAGAAGCCGUCGUCGCCGACAGGCGACGACGGCAUCCUUUCUAAGAACAACCCAUCGUUUAGACAAACGAUGGGUUGUUUUUUACUUCACGCUUAUGCAAAACACAUGAAAGAAAAAGCAACUUGUCUUAUUGAUGAAGGAAUAAGUAAGGCAUUCACACUUGGUGAAGGUUUAAGUGCUAAUGGUAUUAAAUGCAAGUGGGAUGAGAACAACACUUGGGAAAAUUGUACAAUUAAGGAAGGUAGCAGCCAGAACGAAACGGAAGUAAAGAACAAAUUGAAUGACAUUGUCACGAAGGACGACUCCAAAAUAGUAGAAAUGGCAAAGGUUGUAAAUACAAUGGACAGUCUAUGUGAUGGUGUCCAAUGUGUAGGGAAGAGGUGGUUGAAGGAGAUCAAAAAGAAGCCGAAGCCCGGAACUGCCCUGACAAAGGACGACUGGAAGGAUUUCUGGGAAGAAGAAGUCAAGGUGAAGCUGAACAGUCUCUUUAAUGGGGCCCCUACUGCUGGUAGUAGUGGCACCACAGAUACCUAUUGCACCGGCAUUCCUGGCUCAGAUAAUGCAAAUGAAGAAGCAUGCAGACACAUGGCAAAAUUGUUGAAUCACAUGUACACAACCACAAAUGGUAGCCCUAACAAAUAUUCUGAUCAAAUUAUAAAUUGUCUUUUAUUAAAUGCUUAUGCUAAAAAAUUAAAAGACGAAGCCAAAAAAAAAGGGUUUUGUAGCAUAGAUGAAGGAAUAGAAAAAGCUUUCGCAAAUGCUGGGAAGGAUAAGAGUGGUAGUGGUUUUUCAUGCCAAUGGAAAGAAAACGACUAUGAAAAAUGCUCAAUUACUACAAGUGCCACCACCACAGAAAACAAUGUAAAGACCAACGUGGAAUCACUGUUCAGCAAGAACAAACAGACGGAGGACCCCCAAAUACAACAAACCUUGAUUAACUUCAAUAAGAACAAUACCUUAUGUGAACGAGUUAAAUGUGCAGCGAAAUGGUAUAAGGACACCACGGGAAAGGAAAAAUUCUGGGAGGAAUACGUCAAGGGGAAACUGAGUAGUGUCCUCUCUGAUACGGCUGUUAGUAAUGGUGGCACUACUGAUUAUUGCAAGAACGGUUCCCUAGAUAAUGCAAAUAAAGAAGCUUGUAAACUGUUUACUGCUAAAUUAGAACUCAUGUACAAAAAUCAAAAUGGGAGUGCUGGCAAUAACAAAUUGUCUGAUCAAAUUAUACAAUGUUCUUUGUUAAAAGCAUAUGCUGAAAAAUUAAAAGACAAAGCACAGAAGGAAGGGUAUUGUGACAUAGAAAGUGGUUUAAAGGAAGCUUUUGAACAAAGUAGUGCCAUUAUGAAUAAUGGAGCAUCCCAAUGCGGAACUGGUACUAAUGACAAUAAAUGUUUUGAAUGCAAAUGGGACGACAAUACUAUGAACGACCUUAAUGGUUGUACCACGGGCAGUAACAAUGACAAUGUGAAGGACAAAGUGGAAUCAACGUUAGAAGUCCACGACCAAACGAAGGACCCCCAAAUACAACAAACUUUGACUAAUAUAAAUAAUAAAAACCCCCUCUGUCGACGUCUCCAAUGUUUAGCAUCUCGAGUACAUGCACUUACCACAUCCAGUACACACGGUGCAAGCACCACCAGCGCGAAAGACUUCUGGACUGAGAAGGGCGAAGUGGCAACACUAUGGAAAGAAUUGUCUGAUGCAAUGAAGGGGAAAGGGAAAAACGGUAACGAAGAAUGUAAUAAUCUGACAACUCCUUCUGAAAAGACGGCUUGCAAAUUUUUGCAUGGCGGCUUCCAAGAACUGUACAAGGAUACGGCGGGGACGCCGUCGCCGUCAGGCGGCGAUAACAAACUUUUGUCCAACCCAUCGUUUAGACAAACGAUGGGUUGUUUUUUACUUCACGCUUAUGCAAAACACAUGAAAGAAAAAGCAACUUGUCUUAUUGAUGAAGGAAUAGAGAAGGCAUUCGAACUUGGGGAGAAACUUAGUAGUAAUGGUACUAAUGAUAAUUGCAAGGGUGGUAAAACUUGCAUUCCAUGCAAAUUGGCAGAUAAUGCCCAAUUGGGCAGUUGCCAAAUUACUACAAAUGGCGCAAAUGGCCAGGCCACUGGCCUAAAUGACAAGGUUGAGGACAAAUUGAAGACCAUCGUCCAUAAGGACAAGGACCCUAACAUUCGAACAAUGUUAACUAAAAUAAAUGAAAUGAAAACUUUAUGUGAUCGUGUCCAAUGUGUAUCCGAGAAAUGGUUAAGGGUAAAGAAGAAUAAGAUGAAUGGUGAAUCCUUGUCAGAGGACGACUGGAAUGAAAUGUGGACCGAAGUCCAAACUCAAGUCACCGAACUUGACAAGAACAUAGGAACGAAUAAAGAUGACACCGAAGCAGACGGUCUGUGCAAGGAUGUUCAAUGUACCCAUGGUAAUGCAGAUGGUUGUGUAAGCAAGGAUACAUGCAAACUUAUUGUUAAAGCAUUGAUGGACAUACAUAAAAUCAAGAAAGAGGGAACAGGUUCAGAAGCGGAACAAGAGAAUAAUAGAAUAUUUAAAUCUACCAUGCGUUGUGUAAUACUCAAUGCAUUCGCACAGAAAUUAAGAGAACGUGCAGAAAAGGGUGGUUAUGCUUGUGCUGUACAGAGAGGAAUUGAAGAGGCCUUCAAUGUUGGGGGCACGCAGCGCAAUACCUGGUGUAGGGGGAGUGGUAAGGAUGAUGGUUCAUGUGAAGAAUGUGAGAGAAGGGAGUGCACGGGUUCAAGAAUAGGGGGGAAGACUUACCUGUGGACUGAAGUAAUGAAUAAGUUAAAUACGAACACCAACACCAAAGUACAAUCCACAUUGUCCGAAAUAAAAAAGAAGGUCACUUUAUGUGAUCGCGUGAAUUGCAUAGCGAAUUGGUACCAUAAAGAAAAGGGACAGGGGAAGGGGGAGGAAAAAUUCUGGACGGAGCAUGUCAAGGCAUUGUGGGAAGAACUGUCCGAAGCAAUGAAGGGGAAAGGAAAUGACAAUGGAAACGGAGUUUGUGCUAUGAUGGGAGAGAAUGGCACUGAAGAGAGGGAUGCCACCGAUCCUGAAAGGAAGGCGUGCAAUUAUUUGCAUGCCGGUCUAAAAGCACUGUACAACAAUAGUUCGACGGCGACGACGACGUUGUCGCCGUCGUCAACAAGAAAAGAUAAUCAAGUUUUGAACCAUAAACCUUUUAGACGAACGAUGGGUUGCUUAUUACUUCACGCUUAUGCAAAGAAAAUGAAGGACGAAGCAAAAUGUGAAAUAGAGGCUGGAAUAAAAAAAGCUUUUCUGAAUGCAGGUAGUUGCAAUGGUGGUGCUGGUUCCAGUGGUAAGAAACCUUGUGUUCCGUGCCAAUGGGAUGAAAACAUCCUGGAAACUUGCCAAAUUACCACAAAUGGCACUCCCGAGAAGGUAGAAAAGAAGUUAGAACAUGUAGAAUCUGAUAUUAACAAAACCUCCACUACGAACUUAACGGAAAUAAACAAAACAGAGUCUUUAUGUGACUAUAUUAAAUGCGCCGGACCCAAAUGGUUCAAAAAGAACCAGGGGAAGAAUGGUGGUGCUGCUACUAACAAGACAUGGUGUGAAUUUUGGGAUACGGGUGUCAAACCAACAUUGCAGAAUAUGUUCCAACACAUCGCCUCCGAAGGACAGAAGAAUGGAAGCAAAACUAAUCCUGUAUGUGAACAGUUUGGUGAUGGUAAUAAUGAUAGUGUCGAAAGAAAAGCUUGUAAUCAUAUCACAGCAGGGUUACAACACAUUAAGGACAUUCAACCAAGUGGUCGUAAUGGUCAAGACAACCACCUGCUCGAACGAGCAGUUGGUUGUAUUGCUCUUAACAUGUACGCUGAUCAAAUAAUUAAUGAAGCGAAAGAUAAAUGUCCCAUUGAUGAGAACAAAAUAAAGGCAAUGUUUGAUGAUUGGAAUAAAAAAUAUAAUAAAUCUUCGUCUUCGACUUCGUGUAAUAGUGUCAGUGGUGGUAAUAAUAAUGGUUGCUUUGUUUGUAAAAGGGAGAAAAGUUAUGAGGUUUGCCAGCUGAGCGUCGAAGACGCUCUGGUGGAAACAUCAAUACCAUCACCAAAUGGACAAAAUUGCGAAAAAAACAAAACUGAAGCAAUUAAAGUCCAAGAUCAAAUGAAAAACCUCCUCAACAACGAAGACGACCAAUCCCAACCCCAAUCCAACUCUACCAUUAAAUCCAACAUAGGGACCACUUUAUCUACUAUCACUAACAUGACCUCUUCUUUCUGUACUCAAAUCCAAUGCGCAGCAAAAAAAUACUACGUAAAAAAAAAAAACAACCCUAAUGCAAAAAGCAGCGAUGUGUCUUGGAGUGCCAUAUACAAUGACGCCGCGACCGAAUUAGCGGAACUUUUAAAAGAUAUGAACAACCCUACAAAGCAGAAGAACGUUGACAAAUACUGCGACAACGACGCUAAUUGGAAGAAUUUAGGCCAUAAAGAAAAACAUACAAAUAAAGCAGCUUGUUUGCUUUUUGCUGCAGGAUUAGAGCACAUUUAUACUCAUGGUAAUGACCAAAAGAAGGGCCCAUCGUUUGUCCAAACGAUGGGUUGUUUAUUUCUUAAAGAAUAUGCAAAACAAUUAAAAGAAUUGGCGAAUAAAGAAAAAAAGCAUAAGGUACAUCCUCGCUGUAGUGUAGAUUCGGGCAUAGAUCACGCUUUUAGCAAAAGUAAUAUCAUUAUGAAUGACACACCUCCAUGCAGUAAUGGUAAUAAUUCUUGUUUUGUGUGCACACAAGACGAUUAUAAUAAUUGCCAAAUUGGCAAGGAUGAAGUAAAGCCCAAAGUUGAAGCAAUAUUCAAAGACCAACGGAACAAAGAACAUAUGCAACAAACAUUAGAGAAUACAGUCUGUCCCAUCCUUCUUACGGAUAUCCUUACCCCUUUUCUUCCUUUGGCUCCUGUCUCUAUUGGCCUUUCUGCUAUGGCUUAUUACCUUUGGAAGUAUUUUGGUCCUCUUGGUAAAGGAGGAGCACGUUUCAGAAGAUCUCCUGCUGAAAUUCCUGGUUCAUCAGUACAGGAACAAGUCCUCGAUCAUGUGCAACAAGAUAGUUCACAUGAAUAUCGUUUGGUGAAAGAACGAAAACCUCGUUCUGCUCCAACGAGAACGAAACGUUCUGGUCCCGUGAAUCGUCGCACGAUUAUUGAAAUUCAUUUUGAAGUGUUGGAUGAAUGUCAAAAAGGGGACACACAAUUGGCUCAGAAGGAUUUUCUGGAACUUUUGGUUCAGGAGUUCAUGGGAUCCGAAUUAAUGGAAGAAGAACAGGUUUCUAAGGAAGAAGUUCCUAUGGAAAGUGUUCCAAUGGAACUUGUUCCUAUUGAAGAGGUUCCAAGUUUAGGUUCCGGGUUACUGGUUUAA